Molecule: messenger RNA, 7431 nt
Organism: Aspergillus nidulans FGSC A4
Lineage: Eukaryota; Fungi; Ascomycota; Eurotiomycetes; Eurotiales; Aspergillaceae
Product: protein pkdA
Exons: 6
Coding region: 1-7431 (2476 amino acids)
Source: RefSeq, a predicted model, not a curated record
AUGGCUUCAUCGUCCUCAUCUACUCAGGCAGAGAACCUUAUACUCAUAUUCGGCCCGCAAGACCCGAACCUCAACGACGCAUACCUGCAAUCUCUCCGCACGAAUCUCCUCGACUCGCCCUUUCUGCAAUGGAUCGUGCACACGCUAAUACAGUUACCACAAGAAUGGCAAAGAAUUGCACCUACACACACUGAACUAGGGUCAUUUCAAGGCCAGAAGUACCUUCAAUUAUUAAGCGAGUGGAUGAGGAAGGGGACACUACCGGGAAACAUCUUUCCACUGCCGAACAUACUAGUGACGCCGUUGGUGGUGACAACGCACUUGGCUCAGUACACGAAGCUGCUAGAGCAGUUAAACCCUGCCAUUGCUACAAAUGAUAUGCUGUCGGGGAUAGUCAAACAUGACAUACAGACAGUAGGUCUUUGCACAGGACUCUUGAGCUCUGCCGCCGUGGCAAGCUCAGCCACGCUGGCGGAACUGGAAAAGCAUGGUGCAGCUGCGAUUCGGAUGGCCAUGGCUAUCGGGGCGCUGGUGGAUGCAGGGGACACAGAGGUCGAGGACGGGGACAAGUGGCAGUCUCUAGCGGUUGGCUGGACCACCCAGAACGGAGACGCUGAACUCGAAGGAAUCUCAAAGCAAUUCUCGCAUGCCUAUGUCUCCGUUAUUUCAGAGGCUCGUCUUGCGACACUCACCAUGCUUAAGAAUGAUGCAAAUGCAAUUCAGAGGGAAUUGACAAAUGCGGGCUUCAUAUACACAAAAACCGCUCUACGUGGUCCAUUCCACUGCGGGAGCCGCGAGGACCAGGCAGUCUCUCUGAUGCGCCUGUUCGACUCCGAUCCAUCCUUCCAGUUCCCUGGUGCUUCCACACUCGUAUUUAGAACGCGAGCCCCUGACGGCGAGGAGUUUCCUUUGGACAGAAGCCUUCAUGGUGCGGCUGCUCGAGCCAUGUUGACUGACCAGGCAGACUGGCAUAAACUCUAUACGAAACUCCACGAGUCUACCAACAGCCAUCCAGGCAUUGUCAUUACCUUUGGAAGCCAGCGCUUUAUACCUCAAUGGUUCCUCCGCAAGCUGGGGCCAAGGCUGGCGCAUGUUCUCGACUUAGACGUCGGUUCGGGCCACUGGCCCGCGCCGCUGUAUACGCUCCAGGACAGCGGCCAAGACGAGUCUAUUGCCGUCGUCGGAAUGGCCUGCAACUUUCCAGGCGGCAGUGACCUGGACGAGUUUUGGGAUACCGUGUGCGCAGCAAAGUCUCAGUGCACCGAGGUGCCACCAGAGCGCGUGGACUUCGACUACGAAGCAUGGCGCGAGAAUGAUACGCAGCGAAAGUGGUUUGGCAACUUCAUUCGUGAGUACGACACCUUCGACCACAAAUUCUUCCAGAAAAGCCCCCGGGAAAUGAUAUCGACAGACCCGCAACAUCGAAUCAUGCUUCAGGUAGCCUAUCAGGCGGUGCAGCAGUCUGGCUACUUCAAUCGGCCGGGGCGUAGCAAGCAUGUCGGCUGCUACGUGGGAAUUGGGGUGACUGACUACGAGAAUAACGUUGCCUGUCACCCGCCAACAGCGUAUACGGCUACAGGAAAUCUAAAGUCCUUUGCGGCAGGCAAGAUCAGUCACUUUUUUGGAUGGAGUGGGCCGGGAGUCACUGUCGACACAGCUUGCUCUUCGUCUGCUCUAGCGAUCCACCUUGCGUGCAAGGCAAUCUUGAGCGGCGAGUGCGAUGCCUCUCUUGCCGGGGGUGUCAACGUCAUUACUAGCCCCGAAUGGUACCAAAAUCUGGAUGGCGCGUCUUUCCUCAGUCCGACGGGCCAGUGUAAGCCAUUUGAUGCAGCUGCAGAUGGUUACUGCCGUGGAGAAGGCGCUGGUGCUGUAUUCCUGAAGAGGCUAUCCAGCGCUGUCGAGGAUGGUGACCAGAUUGUGGGCGUUAUUAGGGCGACCUCUGUUAAUCAAAAUGAGAACUGUUCAGCAAUCACGGCUCCAAGCGUUCGAUCCCUAGCCAAUGUUUUCAAUGGCGUCAUUCGCAAGGCGCGAGUUGAUCCUAAGCAAAUCUCUGUUGUGGAGGCCCAUGGCACCGGGACGCAAGUCGGGGACCGCGCAGAGUAUGACAGUAUCCGCACGGUGCUGGGUGGGCCAGGACGAGCCUAUCCUCUGUCUCUGGGCUCUGUCAAAGGCCUUAUCGGCCAUCUUGAAUGUGCUUCGGGCAUCGCCGCUCUUAUUAAAGUGUUGUUGAUGGUCCAAAACGGCAUAAUCCCGCCCCAACCGGGCUUUAGCAAGAUUAACCCUAAGCUCGAGGCCUUACCUUCCGACAACAUCGAGAUCCCGACCAGCCUCAGACCAUGGAAUCCAGGCUUCCGCGCGGCUCUUUUGAACAAUUACGGCGCUUCUGGUUCCAAUGCGUCGCUCGUCGUCACACAGGCAGGUGUUCCCCAUCUCAACCAAAGCGCUAUACCUAAGGGAGCAAGUGCUGGCAGACGUCCAUUCUGGCUCUCCGGUACGGACGUUCAGUCCUUGCGGUCAUACGCCGCCAAGCUCGUCCAGAUGCUGCGGUCCCGAAAGGCAGACGAUCCUCGCUUCACGGUCGCUAACCUGUCUUUCCAAUUGGCACGCCAGUCCAACCGCAAUCUCGGGCAAGCACUGAUCUUUAGCUGUGCCUCCGUAGACGAGCUGGAGGCAAAGCUGGCCGACUUUGCUUCUGGAGGAAAUACACUGACAUCUGUUCCUCGACCAGAUUCAUCGCGGCCGGUCAUUCUAUGUUUCGGUGGCCAAAGGUCCAGCUUUGUUGGCCUGGAUCGUGAGGCAUUUGACAGCUUCAAACUGCUCAAAAGUCAUCUGACCCACUGCCACGAAACGAGUCUGGCUCUCGGUCUGGGAGGUAUACUUCCUGCAAUUUUUGACAGAACUCCCAGAAGCAGUAUUGUCGAGUUGCAGCUCAUGCAGUUCGCGCUGCAGUACUCGUGUGCAAAGACCUGGAUCGACAGCGGCAUACAUGUUGCUGCACUGGUGGGCCACAGUUUUGGCGAGCUCACAGCCAUGUGCGUGUCAGGCACGCUGUCUCUCCAAGACACCUUGAGGAUGAUUGCCGGCCGCGCGCGCAUCAUCGAGGAGAAAUGGGGGCCAGACAGGGGCUCUAUGAUGGCCGUUGACGGCGAGCUCGAACUUGUGCAGAGAUUACUGCAUAACGCCCAUGAGGCCAGUCCCAAUGAGCCGGCCGUUAACAUUGCCUGUUUCAACGGCCCUCGUCUAUUUACCCUAGCUGGCACGACAAAAGCAAUGAGGGUUGUCCGCGAGGUACUGUCCAAGGACAACAGGUUGUCAUCAAUCAAGGUAAAGUCGCUGGAAACCUCGCAUGCCUUCCACUCGACUCUAGUCGAGCCGCUUAUACCAGAUCUUGAGGAGCUUGGGGAGGAGUCGAUCUUCCGCAAACCAGUGGUUGUCCAUGAGAGGGCCACCCAGAACAGUGUCGCCGGUCCACCACCUUUCAGCAUCUUUGCCUCGCACAUGAGGGACCCCGUCUACUUUGACAGAGCGGUGCAGCGGCUGGCAAACAGAUAUCCAUCGAGCAUCUGGCUGGAAGCCGGCUCCGGCUCGGGAGUCACGAACCUCGCAAGCAGAGCAGCAGGAUCUCGGGCCAUGGCUUUUCAAUCGAUCAAUAUCACAAGCUCUAGUGCUGUUCAGAACGUGGCAGAUGCGACGCUGAACCUGUGGAAGGAAGGGCUGCAAGUGAUGUUCUGGGAACAUGUCCGCCCAUCCCCGAAAUUCCCUUUAUUACUCCUCCCCCCGUACCAAUUUGCCAAGUCAAGACACUGGUUGGAACGCAGAAAGCUCAAGACCAAGGUCUUCGUGCCCGCAUCUCCUGUUCAGGAGGCACAAAAGGGUCUCUGGACGUUCGUGGGCUAUCAGGACUCUGACAGAUGCCAGGCAAGGUUCCAAAUCCACAUCACGUCGGAUGAAUUCCAAAAUUAUGUUAGCGCCCAUGUUAUUGCGCAAACGGCGCCGAUUUGUCCCAGUAUGUUCCAGCAGGUUAUUGCUAGGGAUGCGUUGGCAACCCUGGUGGACGGGGAUAUGAUUCCUGAGCUAGAGGGUAUGGAGAACGACACCCCACUGUGUCUGGAUGGGUCAAAAUCAGUUUGGCUUGUUGCGGAGAGGCCCAGUGACAGAUCAUCUGCCUGGGACUUCCGCAUCACCAGCAGUGACUCUGGAAAUACCACUCAGCACGUUUCAGGCCGAAUCACGUUCCAGACCCCGAAGCAGUCCAUGCAAGCCUUUGCCGCGUACGAGCGUUUGGUGGAUCACCGCCGUGCCCUUGCCCUGCUCAAUGGGCAGGAAGCCGAACAGACCAUCCAGGGCAGUCGCAACAUCUACAAAUUGUUUUCGAAUGUGGUGAAUUACAAAGAAGAUGGCUACCGUGGGUUGCAGAAACUGGCAGCCACGAGCAACGAGUCGGCUGGGCGCAUCAUCAAGCAAGACUCCAGCAAGAGUAUUCUGGGCGUGGGCCUUGGAGACACUUUCUGUCAAGUUGCAGGUAUUUUCUUGAACUGCAUGACCGACUGUGACGAGGGCAAGAUGUACUUGUCCAACCGUGUUGAACGAUGGAUUAGGUCGCCAACAGUGCCACUCGACUUGCGGCCGGAGCAGUGGGAGGUGUAUGCACGACACCAUCAGCCUUCACCCAAAGAAUAUGUCAGUGAUAUUUUUGUGUUUGAUGCCACCAACGGAAAACUGGUCUGGGUCAUAUUGGGCCUUCACUUUGUCGAGGUGUCCAUCGCUGGCAUGUCGCGAUUUUUGACACGCCUGUCUGGGGGCCAGUUGGAACCGCAAGAGAAAUGCCUAGCCACGGUUGAAUUCAAGGAAGUACCUGAGCCAGUAUUUACAAAGGACGUCAGUAAGAACGAAAAAGACGCCAAAGCACCUAGCAAAAAGAAGGAAAGCACCAGCAAGUCCCCAGGCCACGAUAUUCUGGCGCGUGUGCGAACCCUAUUUUGUAACCUGCUGGGUCUCGAGCCCGUCGAAAUCCAGCCUGGCGCGGAUCUCGUCGAGCUUGGAAUCGAUUCGCUAUUAGCCAUGGAGGUCGCCCGAGAAGUUGAGAAGGAGUUUAGCAUCAAGUUUGAGCUGGACGAGCUCAUGGACAUGACCGACGUCCAUAGCCUGGUGAAGUGUAUCGGAGCAAACAUGAUGGCGUCCGACACGUCACGAACAGGAGACGACAGCAGCGACGAUCUUGAGACGGCUUCAGCGGAAAGCGAGACAUCCAGUGGCAUCAAUAAUGAGGACUCGCACAACAUUGACCGACAACAGAUUCCUGCCAGCUCCAUUGUAGACAGCUUUACUGAGACCAAACUUUUGACAGAUCGGUUCAUUGAGGCCAACAAGCUAUCCGGUUACUCGAACAACGUUCAACCAAGACUGACUGAGCUGGUGAUUGUCCAUACCCUCGACGCGUUUGACCAGAUGGGAUGUUCGAUCCGUGCUGCGCAACCCGGCCAGACUGUCCGGCGCAUCUCUCACCUGCCAAAGCACAACCAAGUCGUUGCUGUCUUGUACGGGUUGCUGGAAAAGGCCAGCCUUGUGGAUGUAGAUGGCCCACGCAUGACGCGAACCGCUGUACCAGUGCCAUCCAAGUCCGCUGAGCAGAUCCUCCAGGAACUUCUGCGCCAGUAUCCGGAGCAUGCCUAUGACCACAAACUCACAAGCCUGACUGGGUGCAAGCUGGCCGACUGCUUAACCGGGAAGACUGAAGCCAUUCAACUGCUCUUCGGUACCCCCGAGGGCCGCGAUCUCGCAGCCGGCAUGUACGGCAAGUCCCCGAUCAACGUGGCCUGGCUUCGCCAGCUGCAGCAUUUCUGGGAGCAUUUUCUUGCGCAGCUACCGCAGCACCGAACAGAGCCCAUCAACAUUCUCGAGAUGGGUGCCGGGACAGGCGGAACAACAGCUGCCCUUGUGCCGCUCCUCUCACGCUCGCGCAUCCCCGUCCGCUAUACCGCGACAGACAUCUCACCUUCACUGGUAGCUGGGCUCCGCAAACGAUUCAAGGAUCACACCUGGAUGCGCUUCGAGGUUGUUGACUGCGAGAAGACCCCUUCAAGCCAUCUAUUUGAAAGCCAGCAUGUCGUUCUGGCGGUAGCUAUAAUCCCCCCAGCUCCUUCGAAGAUGUCCACGGCUGACAUUGCUUCUCGUCAAGCUAUAAUCGACACUCUCGUCGAGAAACACACAAGCCACUUUUCCGCUCCCACAUGCCUCCCGCCCAACCAGGUCAUCGAUGGCUCCCCUCACUGCGUGCUGGUUACAGGUGCCACGGGCAGUCUAGGCUCGCAUCUGGUGGCCCACCUCGUUAAGCAAUCGAGCGUCACCAAAGUCGUCUGUCUAAACAGAGUGAGUGGUUCAGACGCAACUUCUCGUCAGCUUGACGCUUUCCAAUCGAAAGGCCUCAUAUUGGAUUCGGAAUCAUUAUCGAAGCUGGAGGUUAUCGAAACAGACUCCUCAGCACCGAGUCUCGGCCUCGUCCCCGAGAGAUACCAACACCUCGUCAACACCGUCACGGACGUCGUUCACAACGCCUGGGCAAUGAGCAUGACGCGCCCGGUGCGUGGCUUCGAGCCCCAAUUCAAAACGAUGCGAAAUCUUAUCGACCUCUGCCGCGAUUGCGCUAAUCGGCGGCAUUCAGACACCGGGAAAGUCGGGUUCCAGUUCGUCUCUUCCGUCUCCGUCGUAGGCUGUCACCCAUUUAUUACGAAGAAGGCUAUCGUUCCUGAACAGCCAGUCAAUGCGGAAUCAGCCCUGCCGAUGGGGUAUGCUGAUGCGAAGCUCGUCUGUGAGCAUAUAUUGGACGAGACGCUGCAUAUGCACCCUGAUAUCUUCCGUACGAUGUCAGUCAGAGUGGGCCAGAUAUCUGGCUCCAAGAUUAAUGGCUACUGGAAUCCGGUCGAACACUUGGUGCACCUGAUCAAAUCAUCCAAAACUCUGAAUGUCCUCCCCGAUCUUGAAGGGGUCCUGUCAUGGUGUCCCGUCGACGACGUCGCGGCCGCCUUAGGUGAUCUUCUGUUGACAAAUAAGCCGGCAUACUCUGUUUACCAUAUCGAAAACCCUGUGCGACAGCCAUGGCCUGAUAUGCUCACAAUCCUCGCAGACGCGCUUGAUAUUCCACGGACAAACGCCGUUCCGUUCAAGGAAUGGCUUCGUAGAGUUCGGCAUUUUCCUCCCAGCUUGGGAUUUUCAGAGAAUCCAGCAGCGAGGCUGGCGGACUUUUUCGAGACGGACUUUCUGCGCAUGUCGUGUGGUGGUAUGAUUCUGGAUACAACACGUAGCAGGGAGCAUUCGGCGACUUUAAGAAGUUUGGGUCCCAUUGACCAAGACUUGGUCAUGAAGAUAACCUUCAAGCGUAUUUAUGCAAUAUUCGCGAAGUCUAGUGAGGUCAAAAUCAAGAAAUCUAGCUAA